AUGAAGCCGCAACUCGUUACACUAAUCAAGAACAAUUGCUCCUAUGGUGGAAAUCCAUUGGAGGAUCCUAAACAGCACAUAUCCACUUUUCUGAGAACUUGUGGUGUUAUCAAUCUCGAAGGUGCAAAUCAUGACACCUGGAAGCUCUCGUUAUUUCCCUUCUCACUAAGGGAUGAAGCUGCACAAUGGCUCGAAACUAUGCCCCAGGGCAGUAUUACUAGUUGGGACGAAUUGGUUACCAAAUUUCUGACCAAAUUCUCCUCAUCCCAACAAAACAUCAAGAUGAAAGAGGGGAUUCAGCCAUUCAUACAAGGAGAGGAAGAAUCAUUGUUCAAACCAUGGGAAAGAUACAAGAAAGUAAAUGACAAAGAGGGUUUCCGGGCGUUCUAUGAAGGAUUAACCCCAGAAACAAGGAGAGCAGUGGAUUACGUCUUAGAUAACCUUUUCAAAGCAACAGCAGCUGGCCAAGGAACUACAGAGCUCAAUAACCAGAGAGCCAAUAACCAACACUCAAUUGAGACUUCACAGAAUGCAACUUCAGAUGAGGAGAUAAAGAAUCUUGAAGGAAUGAAGGUAGUCAUGAAUCAAAGCAAACAGCUACAUCAGCGAACUCAGCAACAAUUGGAGUCAAUAGCUAGACAAAUUGACUUUCUCCAGUCUACUACAGUGAAGGCACAAUUUCCACCAUGGAAACCACAUUCUUAUCUAGGAAUGAAGGAAUCUCAAUGCCAGGAACAAAGGGACUUCAAUUACAACAACCAAAGUCACUCUAGCAUGCCCCAACACCAGUCUCAGAAUGAUGUGUACAUCCCACCCUGGAGAAUUCAAUCCAACUGGAAGGAAGGCGAAAGCCAAAAUCAAAGACCAAGGGACUUCAACUGCAAUAACCCCAAUUUCAAAAAUCAGCAUACAAACCAUCCCCACAACAACAAUCAUCAAGCACUACCCUAA
Arachis duranensis is the source of this 951-nucleotide messenger RNA. RefSeq lists its product as uncharacterized. The coding region runs from base 1 to 951 and encodes 316 amino acids. The transcript has a single exon. The record is from RefSeq and is a predicted model, not a curated record. NCBI's taxonomy places the organism in Eukaryota, Viridiplantae, Streptophyta, Magnoliopsida, Fabales, Fabaceae.